Molecule: messenger RNA, 990 nt
Organism: Truncatella angustata
Lineage: Eukaryota; Fungi; Ascomycota; Sordariomycetes; Amphisphaeriales; Sporocadaceae
Exons: 7
Coding region: 1-990 (329 amino acids)
Molecular function (GO): oxidoreductase activity, acting on NAD(P)H
Source: RefSeq, a predicted model, not a curated record
AUGUCACCACCCACCUGCAGAGCAAUCGUGAUACGUGACGGGAAGUUAGUUGAAGACACAAUCGCCUUGCCUCCCCUGGAAGAUGAUAAAGUUCUUGUUAAGAUCAAUGCUGCAGCUUUUAAUCCAACCGACAGACUUGCUAUCGAUGUAAACGCUUUUGGCAAUGGUGCCACUGGGGACAGGAUUGGUGCCUUGAUAUGGGGAGGCGAGAUUGCCGGACUGGGCGCGUACUCUUCCUAUUGUAUAGCCGACGAAAAAAUAUCUUACCAUAUUCCUAACGGAAUUUCCUUCCCGGCUGCUGCCACGCUUCCCUUGGCAAUAAAUACAGCGUGGCUAGCGCUCUUCUCAUCCGACUGCUUACAUCUCAGUCGGACUUGCCUAGAAGCUACACUGCUCGUAUGGGGAGGAAGCACGGCUGUAGGUUCUUAUGCCAUCGAACUGGCGAAGCAUUUUGGGAUUGAUGUAAUCGCAACCUGCAGCCCAGCGAACGCCGACUCGGUGAGGAAGCUUGGCGCAUCGCAGGUAUUUGACUACCGUGACCCUGACAUUACGUCAUACAUUCGUGAGACUCACCCAAACAUAACGCACGUCUUUGACACCGUUGGAAAUGCUACCUCAUCGGCUACAGCGAGCUCUUGCAUUGCGGCCUCUAAAGGCAAAUUGUGUACUGUGCGACCUGGGAAGGCAAAUACCAGCCAUAUCGCAAAGAACGUGGAAGUUUCGGACGUGUUUGUCUUUACUGCAUUUUUAAAGGAGCACAGCUAUAGAAAUGCUGCUUUCUGGCCUGCUAAUUAUUAUCAGAUGCAUCCAGAAAACCAUACACUUAGCGCUGAACUUUAUUCUUUGCUUCCGAAUCUUCUGGCUUCAGGUAUUAUUCACCCACGGCCAGUUCAAAGCCUCGGGAAGUUAUCAGUGGAAAGCGUAGAGAAGGCAAUGGAUCUCAAUAGACAAGGUAAAGUGUCUAAUGCAAAACUGUGCUUUGACAUCUAA